CCGCGAGAAAACGAAGACGACGCCAGCCAAGUUCCUGGUCCACAAAGUUAUCCUCGUUGUGUGCAGCGGUCCCUGAAGUCAGUGUCGGUUUCGUCGUCACGAUGAACGAAGUCCGAGUACUGUGGCUGCUCGCCGCAGUCUCAGUAUCGUCAGUAUGGGUACACGCAAACGACGAAUGCAUCGUCGUGACGCCAAACGUGCUGCGACUCGGGGCACAGGAGACGGUGGUGGUCAUGGUGAGCGGGCAUCGUCAACCUGUCAACAUGACGCUUGAAACCCACCCAGCCGGACGUCGUCCGUUCUUCCAGAAGACGUUCGAUGCAGUUCCAGGUUCCCCGUUGACGGCCGAAGUGUCCGUAGGGUCCGACGAUCUCACCGAACUGCAGCUGUCCAAGGAAGGCAUGGAGGUGACCCUGACGGUGCAGUGCGGAUCUCUGUGGACGCGACAGGCGCGACUCGGCGUGAGCGCCUCUUCGGCCGAUCUUCUUUUCCUGCAGACAGACAAGCCAAUCUACCAGCCGGGAACCACUGUCCUCAUCAGGUUCAUUGCCCUAAAUGGAUCACUGAAGCCAGUGUCAACGCCUUUCAAACUUGAAGUCAGGAAUCCCCAAGACGUGGUGUUGGAACAAAGAGACUUUCAUCCUGACAAAGAGCUCAUGCUCAGCCAUCAGUUCUACGUGCCCGAACAUGCUCUGCUCGGUGAAUGGAAGCUGGUCAUGCGUUACGGACACAAGUUCAUGCAAAACACCACAGCCACUUUCGUCGUGGACAAAUAUGUGCUCCCACGGUUUUCAGUGGUGUUGAAGACGGUUGACUACAUUCUGCCAGAUUUUAGCAACAUCACUGUUAAAGUUCGAGCAGGGUUUGUGAACAAGCAGAUAGUCCGUGGCUUCGUUACUUUCCGUUUCUCAGUGAAGAAUGAGGUGGGAGCCGUGGAGGAAAUUGGGACCAGCGGCAUGCCCAAGGCGCUGGAUGCAGGCGACGCCGUAUACACACUGCGACGGGAAGAUGUAGUCGACAAGCUGGGAAGGCCGAAGGUGGACGCUCUCUUUGCGGCUCGUGCUCGGCUCGUGGUCGAGGCGACGGUCAUCGAGGAAGCUACCGGAAUCCGGGAGUCUACGCGGAGCGAGCAGGCCGUCUUCUCCACCUCGCCGUACCUGGUGUCUACGGCACGCAGCGAGAAAAGCUUCAAACCGGGUUUCAAGUUUUACGUUAUGGCUGACGUUACAUACGCGAAUGGUGAGCCUGCAGCUGACGUUCAAACAAAACUGACCUGCACUGGUUGUGACAUGCCGCCGAAGACAGCUGCAACUGAUAAGGACGGUGUCGUGACUUUCUUCGUCGUUUCCAAAAUUGGCGACGCUCAAUUCAAUUUCCAGGUGGAAACAGCUGACUCGAAGUAUAGAAGUCAGCAACAAGCCCGGACUAAUUUCUUAGUGAGCCGGUACAACUCCAACGAUCAGAAAUACUUAGUCAUUGAAAGGAAGGACCCCAAGGCCUUCCUUAAGGCUGGAACAUCAUUUGAUGCGGUACUGUUUACGUCCAACGGAGUCCAACUGACGUCCGCCUACUACUUGGUUUUGGCUCGAGGCCGAGUGCUGAAGGCCGGCAAAGUCGCCGUGGAAAAUGUGGUCGACCGCCGAGUGACCUUCGCUGUGACGCCGGAAAUGACCCCGAGCUUCCGGGUCGUGGUGGUCGGCUUCCUGAAUGGACGACUCGCCACAGACGCCGUCUACGUCAACGCCGAGCCGACUUGCACCCACGACUCUGAUUUUACGUUGACCAGAACGAACCCAUACGAUCAGCCGGCACCUGGUUCAACUGAGACGCUGGUACUGAAGGGGACCCCUGGGACACGCGUCGGGCUGCUGGGAGUGGACCAGGCUGUGUACCUGCUCAGGCGAAAAGACCUUCUCACUCGAGAAAAGGUGUUUCAGUCCAUGGAAGCAAAGGACCUCGGUCGUGGCUUGGAUGCUGGCACAGCUACGUUUGACACACUGGCCAACUCGGGCGUUACGGUGCUUUCCGCCCACGGAACACGAGGCGGCGCAGGAGAUGGUCCGCGUCGCUCAAAACGGGAAGUUACCGCUAACAUCUUGGAACAGUUCGAAAACGAGACGCUCCGAAACUGCUGCUCCAGUGGCCUACUGAAGGACCCAUUCCUGCGCAGCUGUGAAGAUCGCGAGGAAGCCCUGCACAGUUACUUGGUCGCCGGCAGAGCCCUCUACUCGGAGAAGUGUGUCGAAGCAUUCGCCACGUGCUGCCAACACGUCGAAAACAAUCAAAUCAUCGGCAGAUCGAACGCCAACGACGCCGACGGGCUUGGAGACAGUGAUUUCGAUUUCGAAGGUGGUGAGCGGCAUGCAUUUAUGGAGACGUGGCUGUUCAACGAAUUGACUAUAGGUGCAGAUCCAGAGACAACCUACGAUGUGACCCUGCCCGACUCCAUCACAACCUGGGAGCUGAGUGCCGUCAGUGUUGCGCCGUCUGGUGGCAUCUGCGUCCAUGACCCGCUAGAGAUACGUGUCUUCAAGAAGUUGUUCAUCGAAGUCAACCUGCCGUACUCUGUCAUCCAGAACGAGCAGGUCGAGAUUCCGGUGACGGUGUACAACUACGACAGGGAAGACCAAAGGGUACGUGUGACAAUGCUCGGGACGAAGCACGUCUGCUCAGGGGCCAAGGAAGGAAAGCCCUCGGCAACACGCGAGAUCAACGUGCCCAGGGGUCAGGGUCGCACGGUGACGUUCCCCGUGGUGCCUCUGGCGGCUGGCGAGAGGGAAAUUCGCGUAAGAGCCACCAGCAGAUCAGCAUGGGACGCUGUUAAAGUGAAGCUCAGGGUUGAGACACCAGGCGUGCCCAAGACUGAAAGCUUUAACAUCAUCCUCGAUCCACAAAAUACGCUAAAGCGAACGGAACGACAUUCUGCUAACUUUGAACGCAGAUACAGCGAAACCAUUGCUCUCAGAGAAGGUCACCUCGUACAGAUCCCGGGAGCACACAGGUAUCCCAAGGAAGUCGUGCCGGGAUCUGAACGCUGUGAAAUCGACAUCGUUGGCAACGACAUGGGCGCUGCGCUGGAGGCAUCAAUCAAGAACCCCGAUACCUUGCUUAAAAUGCCAUCGGGCUGUGGUGAACAGACCAUGAUUGGUCUAGCGCCAACGCUGUAUGCCUACGAAUAUUUGAAAACUGCCGAUCUAAUUUCUCCCCAAGACGAGAACAGAGCACUCGACUUCAUUCGAAAAGGGUAUCAGCGUAUUCUCACUUUCCGAAAACCGGACGGAUCAUUCGCAGUGUGGACGAAUCACGCAUCCAGUUUGUGGCUCACAGCCUUCGUGGUGCGAAGCUUGUGCGAAGCGAGCAAGUCUGUUCACAUUGACGGAAACGUGCUCACCAAAGGCCUCAGCUACAUCCUAACCCAACAGCAGCAAGACGGCAGCUUCCACGACAUUUAUCGGCUACACCACGGUGAUCUCCUGGGCGGCGUCACGGGUCCACUUCCACUGACGGCGUACUCUCUGCUUACCCUUCAAGAAUGCACCAAAGAUGGUGUCGAGAUACCUCACCUGAAGGAGUCCAUGACUAAAGCUACUGUUUUCAUUGGAAGAGAGCCUUAACAGGACAAGCCUGCAUACGAAACUUCUCUAGCAGCGUACGCCCUCUCUCUCGGUGACAGUCGCGUCAAGAACGACGCACUGCUCAAGCUUCGCAGCAUUCUGCGACCAGGCCAAGAUGGCGGACUGCACGUCUCCGCUGGCAGCGAACCCCUGUCCGUGCAGGCCACUUCGUACGCGCUCAUGGCCCUGCUCGAAGCCGGUGCGAGCAGGAACGACAUCACGCCCCUUGUGCAAUGGCUGAACUUACGCAUGAACCCUAGCGGUUCCCUCCGUUCCAGUCAGGACACUGUUGUGGCGCUACAAGCACUGUCCAAGUACGCCAUCUACGCCCGCAACUCGGGCAUCGACUUGACCUGCAAGAUAACGCGCAGCAACGAUCGGAACUUCAUUCGCACCGUGCGCAUCAAGCGAGACAACGCGCAAGUGCGGAACAGGAUAGAGAUCCCGGAAUUCAAUGACCAGGUUUUUGUGAAUGUGGAAGGAUCUGGAACUGCAACCAUGUACUUCGCCACCAGUUACCACGUCCCUGUUGAUAGUGCAGACUUAUUGUGCAAGUUCGAUCUCGACAUAAAGUUCUGGCAAAACAAGGUGGACAUGCAAAAAGCGCUGCAAAGUAACGAAAAACUCCGGGAAACGUACGGAAUGAAAGUGUGUGCGAGGUCCCGGAAUGACAACGUGAAAGGCAUGGCCAUACUUGACGUCGGACUUAUGACAGGAUUUAAGCCCAUUACGGCCGACUUGGAUAAGCUCGUCAAGAACAGAAUCGUGGACAAGUAUGAGUACAGCCAAAGGAGCGUGGUGUUUUACCUCGGAACCAUUCCGGCGGACAGAGACGUAUGCGUCGAGUUCGGCCUGGACCAAGAGUUUGCCGUGGGCAAGCUGCAGUCAAGUUCUGUUAAAGCCUACGCAUACUACGAUCCUGAUAUAUUGUGCACUAAGUUCUACGCACCAAACAGCACAAGCCCUUUGCUUAAGAUCAAGUGUGACGAUCCGGGACAGUCAGAUGUUUGCAUGUGCUUGGAGGGUGGUUGUCCGCCAGAAAAUGUGCCAAAUAUGUUCAUGAAAUCUAAAGGCGAGAUUAUCCCAACACCGGAAUGCAGAGAAGAAUUGAGAUCAUACGCCUGCGAAGAAGUUGAUUUCGUGUGGCUCGGUACAGCGCGUAACACAACGCACAAGGACGGUUUCAUCAGCGCUCGAUUCACGAUCGAGAAAGUGCUAAAACCAGGCACAGAGUCGAGUGACACGCUUAACGGAAUGCAACGCGUAGUCAGAGCCCGCGAUCAUUGUGAUUCCUUCAGCAUAAAGGAUGACACCAGGUACAUCAUUAUGGGCAAGGACCCCAAGUACAAGGAGGAAGAUGACUUCGGACGUGAACACUAUGUCUAUGUGAUAGACAGCGACUCUCUCGUGAUCAACCACUCGCAGAAGAGGAGAGGUUCCAAAAGGACCAGAAAGCCAGGAAGACUCGGACAAAACGCUGCAGGAAAUGCGAACAACGAGCGUUGUGACUGGGAUAAGCUUGUCAAUUGGUUCGUUCAAGAAUUCUCCAACGAGGAUACGCGCUGCUUCACCUGAGCACUCGUUGAGUUGCCUUUUUUUUUUGUUUUGUUAAGGCUGCGUGUACAGCCAUUAGCAAAUAAACCCCCAGAAGAAAGAGAA
Messenger RNA from Rhipicephalus microplus (southern cattle tick), 5273 nucleotides. Its product is annotated as venom factor-like. NCBI's taxonomy places the organism in Eukaryota, Metazoa, Arthropoda, Arachnida, Ixodida, Ixodidae. Gene Ontology annotation, cellular component: extracellular region. Gene Ontology annotation, molecular function: protein binding; endopeptidase inhibitor activity. The record is from RefSeq and is a predicted model, not a curated record.